This is a messenger RNA of Trichoderma citrinoviride, 714 nucleotides long. Its product is annotated as macro domain-like protein. Lineage: Eukaryota; Fungi; Ascomycota; Sordariomycetes; Hypocreales; Hypocreaceae. The transcript has 2 exons. The record is from RefSeq and is a predicted model, not a curated record. The coding region runs from base 1 to 714 and encodes 237 amino acids.
AUGCCACCUCUCCAAAAUGCCUCUCCCAUCCCGCACAUCCACGCCCUCUGCAUGGACGACAUAUACAGCACCGCCCUCCAGGCGGCAGUCGCCUCGUCGGACAGCCUCUCGUCCAUCUCCAUCACAUACCACAACUGCGCCCUAUCCUUCGUAGAGGCCGAGUUCGACCUCAUCGUUUCCCCCGCAAACUCGUAUGGCCGGCUGGACGGCGGCUUUGACGACGCCAUCUCGCGCUCAUUCUCUCCCCGCGACGACUACCUCGCGCUCACGAGGGCCGCUCAGGCCAAGCUGUACGACGAAUGGCGCGGCUUCGCUCCUCCGGGUACCUGCACGCUGCUUCGCAUCCCCGACGACUUUCACGCGCGCUCGCGGAACACCUGGGGCACCAAGUAUCUGGCGCUGUGCCCGACCAUGCGCGUCCCGCAGAGCAUCACCUGGGAUCGUGAGGUCAUCUAUGAGUGCACCUGGAGCCUCUUGUGCGCAGUCGACAGACACAACCGGGCACAGCAGAAGCAUGACGAGAUCCGCAGCCUGCUCAUGGUCCCCAUGGGGACCGGCGUGGGAGGCGUGAGUUCAGAGAAGUGGGCAAAUCAGACGGCUCUUGCGCUGGAGCAUUAUCUCGAUGCCGUGAACAAUGAGGCCAGAUGGAGCGCACUUGAGCCAGACGACAUUACUGACUAUGCGCGCGAGGUUCAGGAGACCUGGGGGCUCUGA